CGUCGGAGGAGGAGCUCACUUAAAGCGCGGGAGUGAGGUAAAGGGGGAGGCUUGGCUGACCUGCGCUCCCACCGGGUCGACGAUCGCAUCUGGUCCGCGGGUUGUAUACGACGCGACACGAAGAACGCGACUUUACUCAAGCCCUGCCCACCAUGACCGGCUUCUUCAAGAGACACUCGCUCAAAGUGGGCAAUCGCGUCACGGAUGCGGCGGCCUUGACGCUGCGAGAGACAAUCUUCCCGCUGUUCCUCGUCACGAUCCUGUAUUUCCUAUGGGGCUUCGCGUAUGGCCUCCUCGACACCCUAAACAAGCACUUCCAGAACACACUCGGUAUCACGCGUACCAGAUCGUCAGGCUUGCAAGCCGCCUACUUCGGCGCCUACCCCCUCGCCUCCCUCGGCUACGGCAACUGGGUGCUCCGGCACUACGGCUACCGCGCGACGUUCAUCAUGGGCCUCGUCCUCUACGGCAUCGGCGCGUUCAUGAUGUGGCCCGCGGCGCUCAAGGAGAGCUUCGGCGGCUUUUGCGGCGCGACGUUCAUCAUCGGGAGUGGGCUCGGGUGCUUGGAGACCGCGGCGAAUCCGUACAUGGCGGUGACGGGACCGCCGAGGUACGCUGAGUUGCGCAUCAACCUGGCGCAGGCGGUACAGGCUGUGGGGACUGUCAUCGGCCCCGUCCUCGGAUCCUACGUGUUCUUCACUGACACCGGCGACUCCGUUGACGCGCUCAAGAGCGUGCAGUGGGUCUACCUCGCCAUCGGGGCUUUCGUCUUUUGCCUCGCCGUCGUUUUCUAUCUUGUGACUAUUCCGGAGGUGACAGACGCGGACAUGGCCGAGCAGGCCGAGCUCACGCACGUCGGCGACAACAAUGAGAAGCCGUUCUGGAAGCAGUACACCUUGUUCCACGCUGCUUGGGCACAGUUCUGUUAUACUGGGGCGCAGGUUGCCAUCGCCGGCUACUUCAUCAACUACGUCACGGAGGUCCGCCCGGGCACGGACAGCGCACUCGGCGCGAACUUCCUCGCCGCCGCGCAGGGCUGCUUCGCGGUGGGCCGCUUCUCUGGCGCGCUGCUCAUGAAGUUUGUGAAGCCACGGAUCGUGUUCUUGAUCUAUCUGAGCGGGGUGAUCGCGUUCUGUGCAGCGAGUAUCAAGGAAGGAGGGAAUACCGGCCUAGCGAUGCUGAUGUUGACGCUGUUCUUCGAGAGCGUGUGUUUCCCGACCAUCGUCGCCUUGGGUAUUCGUGGACUGGGCCGGCAUACGAAGCGAGGAUCUGGGUGGAUCGUGGGCGGUGUUUCCGGAGGCGCGUGUGUCCCUCCAAUCCUCGCUGCCGUCGCCGACGUGCGUAACAGUACCGCCUUCGCGAUGAUCGUGCCCACGAUGUUCUUCGUCUCCGCCUACACGUACCCGCUCUGCGUCAACUUCAUCCCCGCGUACAGGGACAAGGUCGACAAGGUCGGCGAGUCAGCCAUCGGUGUGGAGGACGAUCUGGGCGCAUCGAGGACGAAGGCGAAGGAGGAACAAGACGCGGACGACGAGCGGGUCACGAAAGAGGAGUGGGUGGCGGACGGGGAGAAGGGGAAGGCGUCGUAUCGGGAGGUGGUGUGAGGGAUGAAGAUAUGGUUCCCCGAUUUGUACAGGAUAUCCUGUUGUAUCAUAGUGGUCACGUACUUGAAACGAUGCUAUAAGAAGGACGAUAGUCCUCGAUGAGAGAAAAGCACGGCCCGCGAAUUCGGAGAGGGCGCCAUGAUAGAUUACGAGCUGAAUUACGGUACAGAGACGAUGCAUGGUGACAUAACUGUAGACACCAGUCCUGUAUUAUGGGCGUGAGGAGACAGGCUAGAAGAACAAGGAAAAAUACAAAGCGAGAUAGGAGAAGUGAGUGGUGCAGACGCAGCGUU
Molecule: messenger RNA, 1897 nt
Organism: Schizophyllum commune H4-8
Lineage: Eukaryota; Fungi; Basidiomycota; Agaricomycetes; Agaricales; Schizophyllaceae
Product: MFS general substrate transporter
Exons: 9
Coding region: 153-1604 (483 amino acids)
Biological process (GO): transmembrane transport
Molecular function (GO): transmembrane transporter activity
Source: RefSeq, a predicted model, not a curated record